AUGUGCCAUGUCCAAGGCGCAAAGCUGAUCAACCACAACACCGACGCUCUCCAACUCCAGGUGCGACUUCAUGCGACGAAGAGGAGCGUGGGGUUCGUAGAUGACUCGACGCCAAUGAUCACGGUGGCGAUGGACGAUGACAACAGCACGAACGUGGUCGUCGUCCACGAGCAGCAAGCGGCGCUGGACCGCCGCGGCUGGGUGCUGUUCGUGGUGCUGUCGCUGUGCCUGUGCACGCCCGUGUGCUGCCUCCUGGGCGUCGUCUCGGUGCUCGAGGGCCUGGGCAUCGCCGUUCCGUGCCGCUUCGACGACGCUCGCUGCGCCGUCCGCCAGCGGCUCGACCGCCUGCAGCGGCCAACGCCCUUCGCCGCGCAAGGGCAAGUGGCACUCAUGAUGAAGGACCAUCAUCGUCAUUAUCGUCAUUGA
Acanthamoeba castellanii str. Neff is the source of this 426-nucleotide messenger RNA. RefSeq lists its product as uncharacterized. The record is from RefSeq and is a predicted model, not a curated record. Lineage: Eukaryota; Discosea; Longamoebia; Acanthamoebidae. The transcript is spliced from 2 exons. Bases 1 to 426 code for a protein of 141 amino acids.